Messenger RNA from Pistacia vera, 1302 nucleotides. Its product is annotated as NADH--cytochrome b5 reductase 1-like. The record is from RefSeq and is a predicted model, not a curated record. Lineage: Eukaryota; Viridiplantae; Streptophyta; Magnoliopsida; Sapindales; Anacardiaceae. Bases 236 to 1078 code for a protein of 280 amino acids. Gene Ontology annotation, biological process: electron transport chain. The transcript has 9 exons. Gene Ontology annotation, molecular function: cytochrome-b5 reductase activity, acting on NAD(P)H.
UAAGUUUGGAAUUGAAAAAUAAAAUUGGGCAAAAUGCAGAGCUCAUCCGUGACGCCAGAAAGACUAUGAAGCGUGUCAACCCAUUACAUGCUUAGGCUAUUAUCUUAUGCUACCGAGAGAAACCAGUAGUUGCUGCAACCGAAAGUUUAUAUUGACCAAAGAGAAGAGACGGUUUAGUAACAAGCUGCUUCUUGUGAUAAAUAACCUCCAUUCAAUUGGCUGUUAGAGGGCGAAAAUGGACGCAUUACAGUCUCACAGAGUGGAGAUGCUGAGCAUAGCGGUGGCUCUUGUUGCCAUUGGAGCUGGUACAGCUUACUAUUUCUAUGUCACCAGGACCAAGAAACCUAAAGGGUGCUUGGAUCCUGAAAACUUCAAAGAAUUUAAACUUGUUAAACGUAUCCAACUCAGUCAUAAUGUUGCUAAGUUCACAUUUGCCCUUCCGACACCAGCUUCAGUGUUAGGGCUUCCAAUUGGACAACAUAUGAGCUGCAGAGGAAAGGAUAGUCUUGGUGAAGAAGUUAUCAAAGCAUACACUCCGACAACUUUGGACUCAGAUCUUGGACACUUUGAAUUGGUUAUAAAGAUGUAUCCACAAGGAAGAAUGUCUCACCAUUUCCGUGAGAUGCGUGAAGGUGAUUACCUUGCUGUGAAAGGACCCAAGGGACGCUUCAAGUAUCAACCAGGACAAGUUAGAGCUUUCGGGAUGCUUGCUGGAGGCACUGGCAUUACUCCAAUGUUCCAAGUUGCUAGAGCCAUCCUAGAAAAUCCUAUUGACACAACCAAUAUACGUCUUAUCUAUGCCAACGUAACAUUUGAGGAUAUUCUUUUGAAGGAAGAGUUAGAUAAUCUAGCAGCUAGUUUUCCUGACCGCAUCAGUGUCUACUAUGUUUUGAAUAAGCCACCUGAAGAAUGGAAUGGCGGUGUUGGGUUCGUCUCGAAGGAAAUUAUUCAAAGCAACUGCCCAGCUCCAGCAUCUGAUAUCCAGAUAUUGAGGUGUGGUCCACCGCCAAUGAACAAAGCUAUGGCCGCCCAUCUGAAUGAUCUUGGAUACGCUCCCAAAAUGCAGUUCCAGUUUUAAAGCUCGCAACAUUACACUUAUUCGCAGCUAGCAUGGGCAUGAUUUUUGUUCAAGUUAUGAAGCAUUGACAGUGCAGUUUGGCAUUCUUGAUGUCGCCCAUGAGGUCCAGAAAUUAUAAUUCAAACUAUUGGACUCAAUUAAUUUUUGAUGUAGCAUAAGAUAUAGAAUAAAUCCAGGUAAUUGAUUUCAAUUAAAGGUGAUCAUAAAAUGACUCUUGGGCUACC